Molecule: messenger RNA, 1820 nt
Organism: Magallana angulata
Lineage: Eukaryota; Metazoa; Mollusca; Bivalvia; Ostreida; Ostreidae
Product: adipokinetic hormone/corazonin-related peptide receptor variant I-like
Exons: 6
Coding region: 270-1691 (473 amino acids)
Biological process (GO): G protein-coupled receptor signaling pathway
Cellular component (GO): membrane
Molecular function (GO): peptide binding; vasopressin receptor activity
Source: RefSeq, a predicted model, not a curated record
CACAGCGAGAAGAGAAAUCCCGGAUUGCAGCGUGGAGCAUUGAUUGCGUACAGCACGGCUCCAUUCACUAGGCCGGUCACUGGAAUAACGCCGCCAAAUUCUUACACUCAGCAUCGCUUUCCAGUUAUAUAAAACUGCGGAUUAUUUAAAGAGUUUUAAAAAGUUUAAAAAAAGUUUUACUUAAAAAUUUUGGUUCUUUAUGAAAUCCUUAAAGUCUGUUAGAAAUAAAAAUUUUUAUUAUCCGCUUGGAUAUCAGAGGAACAUCGCAGAUGAAUUCCGACGCGGAUGCGGAUACUACAAUUCGAUUCAACCAAAGUUCCCUCUACGAAGAUGUGUAUUCUACAGCCCCAAAUGACGGCGUCCUUCUAAUGAAAUUUACCUGUGAAAAUGGUUUCGAUGAAUUUCAGAAAAACGGUUCCUGUCAGAACAACACCACGGAAAUGUUGCCGAUGGACCUGGUGUUCACAGACGAAAACAUGGUCACUAUCGUGGCCUACACGUGCAUGUUCAUCGUGGCGGCGUGCGGGAACCUGACCGUGUUCAUCACGCUGUUCAGGAACCGUAACAUCAAAUCACGCGUGAAUCAGUUCAUCUUCCACCUGUCCAUCGCCGACCUGGUGGUCACCUUCAUCAUGCUACCCCUAGAGAUCAUCUGGAACAUCACGGUGGCCUGGAAGGCUGGGGACCCCGCCUGUAGGAUCCUCAUGUUUUUCCGCAUUCUGGGAUUGUACCUGUCGUCUUUCAUCCUGGUUACCAUUAGUUUGGACAGGUACUUUGCCAUUGUUCACCCCCUUAGUCUGAACGAUGCGGACAAGCGGGGCCGGAUCAUGCUGAUUCUGGCCUGGUGUUUUAGCAUUGUAGCCAGCAUUCCACAAAGCGUUAUAUUCCACGUGGAGACCCACCCUAAGUACCGGACCUUUAGGCAGUGCGUGACGUUCAACUUUUUCCCGUCACACAACCACGAGCUGGCCUACAACCUGUUCAACCUGAUCACCCUGUAUGCCUUACCCCUCUUGAUCAUCACCACCUCCUACUCGCUCAUACUCUGGGAGAUCUCCAAAAAGACGAAGCAAUGCAAAGAAGAAACGAAAUGCCUUUCAACUCGGUCGCGCCUGCGUCGCUCCUCGGUUGGAAACAUGGAGAGAGCACGAAUACGAACUCUGAAAAUGACACUUGUGAUAGUCAGCGUGUUCGUGAUCUGUUGGACGCCAUACUUUGUUCUCUCGGCUUGGUGGUGGUUUGACAGUGAUUCUGCCAGUCAGCUAGACCCCAAGGUACAGAGGGGGCUGUUUCUUUUCGCUGUGUCCAACUCAUGCAUGGAUCCUAUUGUUUAUGGUAUGUUUACCAUUAACUUCAAACGGGAGUUCGUUCGAUGCUGUUGCUGCCUGAAAACUUCCUGGAAGCGCCACAAGCUCCAGCGACUUACCGGGAAAUUCCAGACGUCCACUGGAGUCCAAAGGGGUCCGCUCUCACACACAGCCUCCAACAACUCCUGCCGUUCACUUCCGGGCACCAACGUCGUCAAGUUCUUCGAUGACGCCGCCAUUUGUGGAAAUGGCGGAAGUCCGGUCUUGUCACGUGACUUAUUAAAGCCGAAGCUGGACACCGGAAGUAGAAGAGCAAAUGUGAAUAACUUUAUGAAAGUGAACCUGCCCGCCUUAGAGAAGUCAGUGACGAUGGACAAGCACUGAACUCUAACUAUUACAGUAUGUUGAUGUGAUGUUAUUUGUUGAUCAAUACAAUAAAAUACGUGUUUUAUGGAAUGCUUGCUAUAUUCAUGCAAAAUACAAAUAAAGAUAAAAACAUAAUAAAAAGAACAA